Molecule: messenger RNA, 396 nt
Organism: Pochonia chlamydosporia 170
Lineage: Eukaryota; Fungi; Ascomycota; Sordariomycetes; Hypocreales; Clavicipitaceae
Product: cupin domain-containing protein
Exons: 1
Coding region: 1-396 (131 amino acids)
Source: RefSeq, a predicted model, not a curated record
AUGCAUGAACUGGAAAGUCGACCACUCCCUUCGGUGGAACUUGCAUAUCAGUACAAGCUUCCCAAUUGUCCCGGCAAGUCCAGCAUCGGACUCAUGGUGACAUUCCCGCCCAAUUCAUCCACGCCGCCUCAUCGACAUGCCGGAGCCGCCGUCUCUGUCAUUGUGCUUGAGGGAACUCUACUCAAUAAGAUGAAUAGUGACCCAACUCGCGUGUUUGGGAAAGGCGGCAGCUGGUUUGAGGCUCCCGGUUGUCAUCACAAGGUCAGCGAUAAUUACAGUAACGAAGAACCUGCUAAGCUGCUGGCGACUUUGGUGGUUGACACGGAGGUGGUGGAGAAGGGAGGAGUUACGGCCUUGGUGGAAUUUGACGAGGAAUAUAGGGAUAUUCAGCUUUAA